Cuscuta campestris is the source of this 2189-nucleotide messenger RNA. NCBI's taxonomy places the organism in Eukaryota, Viridiplantae, Streptophyta, Magnoliopsida, Solanales, Convolvulaceae. The record is from the annotation of a GenBank genome assembly.
AAUGGUUAAGACCUCUUAUCUGAAUUGAUCAGACAUUUGCCUCUGAAUAGUUAAGCAAUAUACUAGCUCUUAAUGGUUCAGACCUCUUACUGGUUCAGCACUUAAUGGUUCAGACCUCUUACUGGUUCAGCACUUACCCAUUCAGAAGUUGCCAAACAGCCCCUAAGACUCCGUAUAGUGUGUAAAAUGUUAAAACCCACCACUCCGUAUAUAUUUAUUUUAUUUCUUACCAGUUUCUGUUUAAUUUAUAUUGAUUACAUUAUUUAUUUGAUUAAUUUUGUAUGGUUUUAGUUAUUUUUCUCAUUUUCAUUAUUUUUUAUAUCUAUUUUUUUUCUAAGUCCUUCCUCCGUCUCGAAGCAACCAAUCACUUGCUCAAACUUCAAACGCAAUCCCCUGCGCGAAAGGACCAUAGUCCACUCCAAAACGCCUUCUUCCUCAAUUUCAACUGUAGAUCGCUAUCGGGCACCAGCAGUUGAAUCGUUUUAUGCAUUUUCUGCAAGAGUGAGUCCCCAGCAAUGAUUCAGCAGAGGCCGAGACGCAGGUGCGAAGGCACAGCCAUGGGCGCUAUAGUUUUCGAUCUUCGCCCUGGAGCAGGCAUCGGCCCCUUCUCUCUCGGAAUGCCGAUUUGCGAGGCCUUUGCUCAAAUAGAGAGGAAACCUAACAUUUAUGAUGUCGUUCAUGUCAAGUAUUAUGACGAGGAUCCCUUAAAACUUGACAUUGUUAUUAGCUUUCCAGACCAUGGCUUCCAUCUUCGCUUCGAUCCUUGGUCUCAGAGAUUGCGCCUUAUAGAAAUUUUUGAUGUGAAACGACUUCAAAUGCGUUAUGCCACGUCUCUAAUUGGAGGACCAUCAACACUCGCCACUUUUGUUGCUGUUUAUGCUCUUUUUGGGCCAACAUAUCCUGGAAAGUAUGACAAAAACAGAGGAGUUUAUACCCUAUUUUACCCGGGGCUUUCAUUUGCUUUUCCGAUUCCCUCACAGUAUACAGAAUGCUGUUUUGAUGGAGAAGCGGAACUGCCUCUAGAAUUCCCUGACGGCACAACACCAGUUACAUGCCGUGUAUCGGUAUAUGAUAGUUCUAGCGGCAGUAAAGUUGGUGUAGGUUCCUUGAUGGACAAGGCAUCACCUCCUCCUUUGCCUGCUGGAAGCCUAUAUAUGGAGGAAGUGCAAGUUCAGUUAGGGGAAGAGUUGUGGUUUACUGUUGGUGGUCAACACAUUCCUUUUGGUGCUUCCCCACAGGAUAUAUGGACUGAAUUAGGCCGUCCUUGUGGAAUUCACCAAAAACAGGUUGACCAAAUGGUGAUUCAUUCCGCUUCCGAUCUUCGUCCUCGGACUACCCUCUGCGGAGAUUAUUUCUAUAAUUACUUCACACGAGGACUAGACAUUUUAUUUGACGGGCAGACUCAUAAAAUAAAGAAGUUUGUCUUGCACACCAACUAUCCCGGGCAUGCUGAUUUUAAUUCAUACAUGAAAUGCAACUUUGUCAUCCACACCUCAGAUUUUGGUGGUUCAUUUCAUCAGGAUGCUAACUCUAAGCACACUAUUACACCGCGCACGAAGUGGGAACAAGUUAAGGAAAUACUUGGGGACUCUGGUCGAGCUGCUAUUCAAACACAAGGCUCUACAAGCAAUCCUUUCGGAUCUACGUUUGUGUAUGGUUACCCAAAUGUUGCAUUUGAGGUGAUGAAGAAUGGUCAUAUUACCACUGUAACUCUCUUUCAGUCGUGACGAUAUAUUAGUGGCUUGUAGGAAUGGGAUUGGACGAUUGGCUGAUUUCUGUACGAAAGCAGUGGCACUCCCCUGGGAAGAGUGUCGAUGUAUAAUUGUGUCAUAUUGUACAGUUUAUUAGUUCUUGUAACUCAUGAUCACAAUUGGGCAUUUGUACAUAUAACAUAGAUCUGCUCUUUAUCUUUGUACAACAAUACUAAUUAUACAGUGACGUCACAUUCAUUUGUUGCAGCCUGAGUGGCUCUUUGGCUCACUUAAUGGUUCAGACUGUUUGUUUCAGCCUCUUAAUGGUUCAGAUGUCUGAAUGGUUAAGAGAUUUGCCUCUGAAUGGUUAAGUAUUAUACAGAGUCUGAAUGGUUAAGACCUCUUAUCUGAAUUGAUCAGACAUUUGCCUCUGAAUAGUUAAGCAAUAUACUAGCUCUUAAUGGUUCAGACCUCUUACUGGUUCAGCACUUACCCAUU